Molecule: messenger RNA, 2703 nt
Organism: Fusarium sp. VM40
Lineage: Eukaryota; Fungi; Ascomycota; Sordariomycetes; Hypocreales; Nectriaceae
Source: the annotation of a GenBank genome assembly
AUGACCUCGAACAUAUUUUCACAACUUAAGUCCCCCACGAGGGGGACCCGACCGUUCUACAAACAACUGCGCUCCGGAGAAAGCGACGAGUACGAUCCAGGUCUCGACGAAGAAAACCUUGGCCAUCGAUUCGACGGUUUUCACGCCGAAGAACUCGGAAUCAGCGAUAGCCGAAUGACGGUAGAAAGUGCAGCCCUGGACCGAAAGGGCAAGGGGAAAGCUACCUCCCAACGAGAUACCCAGAUUCGAAGUCCCACUGGGCCAUUACCACGCUGGAAUCAGCAGGACGAGGAUGGAGACAACGAGGUGCCAGCAUCGUUAUUGAUGGAACCAAACGAAGUUAUGAAUUCAAACACAACGUCUCCCGGGCGAGCCAUCCGGUCUGGUAAUCCACGAAGUCCAACCGCUGCAGGUCCGUCAUCAGCACGAUCCAGGGCCCAGUGGGAAACCGUCACUGCCCAGCAGUUACUCCAUCAAGAUGACCCAUGCAGCGCUUCCACAGGAAAACAGCCUAUGCCGGUGGCCAGGAGAACGGCAUCGAAUAACCCGAGGGAGAAAGCACUAUGGCGGUGGGUUAACACCUCAAACCUAGACAGCUUCAUGCGGGAUGUUUAUGACUACUAUGAGGGAGGGGGCCUCUGGUGCAUUCUGUGCGCAAAUGCUCUAUGGCUCAUAGAGACACUUUUUGUUGCAAUAUUGCUUACUUUCCUUGGCCAGUGCAUCGACUAUUCAAAAAUCCCGGGGAGUCGAUCUUUGCAUGAAGUCGUUGUUCCUCAAUGCACCCGUAAGAUGUCUGGGAUCUGGAAUCUAGCCAUUUGGUUCUACACUUUCUUUUUCAUCUGGAAGUGUGUGCAAUAUUUUGUCGAGAUCCGCCGCCUCAUCUACAUCAAGGACUUCUACAUCCACCUGCUUGACAUACCAGAACAAGAUAUGCAAACUGUUUCCUGGCAGGAUAUUGUCGCACGAAUCAUGGCACUACGCGAACAGAACCCAAAAACCGCAACGAAUAUCACACCGAAGCUGAGACAGUUUAUCGGUAGUCAGUCGAAGGAGCGGCUCGAUGCACACGACAUUGCCAAUCGUCUUAUGCGCAAGGAAAACUACCUUAUUGCGAUGAUCAACAAAGACGUUUUGAAUUUAUCGUUACCGGUCCCUUUUCUCCGUGGUCGCCAGUUAUUUUCCAAGACCAUGGAGUGGUAUCUCCAUUACUGUAUCCUUGACAUGGCUUUCAACGAACUGGGUCAAGUCCAGCAGGACUUUCUGCGCCCGGAUCGCAGACGCCUUUUGAGCCAGAAGUUAAAGCAGCGCUUGCUCUUUGCUGGUGUUCUCAACCUCAUCUUUGCCCCGGUUGUACUGGCCUACGUCGUGAUUGUCUAUUUCUUUACUUAUUACAAUGAAUACCAAAAGGAUCCCAAGCAAGCCGCGGCGCGUAAAUACACCUCUCUAGCAGAGUGGAAAUUUCGCGAAUUCAAUGAGCUGCCGCACAUAUUUUAUGAGAGAUUACACAUGUCAUACCCAUUCGCGACACGUUACAUUGAUCAGUUCCCCAAAAGGAUGACCGAAGACAUCGCUAGAACUAUUGCGUUCAUGACAGGCGCUAUCACAGCCAUUCUAGCAGUUGGCUCUGUUCUUGACUCAGAGCUCUUUAUCAAUUUUGAAAUUACUAAGGACAGGCCAGUGCUUUUUUAUCUGGGUGUUUUUGGUGCCAUAUGGGCAAUGACCCGCGGCAUGGUGUCGGAGGAAACCCGAGUAUUCAAUCCGGAAUAUGCUUUGCGGAACGUCAUUGAAUACACGCACUACAUGCCUGAUCAUUGGCAAAACAAGCUUCACAGCUUUGAGGUAAAACAGGAGUUUGCAGAGCUUUACAAGAUGAAAGUGGUCAUUUUCUUGGAAGAGAUGAUGGGUAUCAUCACAACUCCUAUGCUUCUUCUGUUCUCGUUACCUAAAUGCAGUGAUCAGAUCGUUGACUUCUUUCGGGAAUUCACGAUUCAUGUUGAUGGGCUUGGCUAUGUCUGCUCGUUUGCAGUAUUCGAUUUCCAGAAGGGUCCUGGUAAUACUGGGCAGCAGGGUCCACAACCUGAUGUCCGUGAAGAUUACUACUCCACAAAGCACGGUAAAAUGGCAGCAUCCUACUACGGCUUUAUCGACAACUACGUCAUGAAUCCCAAGACGGGUAUUCCAGGUCAUUUGCCCCCGGGAGCAAACUCGGCAUUCCAUCCUCCUCCAGCGUUUCCAGGACUCAGUUCUCCGACGCUGGCGGCAGAAAUGCAAAGUUCCCACGUUGCUCGGGCGGAGACGGGACGAAAUAGAAGCCGAGCUCCUGGAGGGCGAGGCCAGCGCGCUGGAACAAUGCCCCAGCCCUCGCCAAUGGCGUCUAUGCUGCUGGACCAACACCACCAGCCUGUUGGGGGCAAUCCGGCCGCACGCAGCCUGUACUGGUCGAGGUAUCCGCGAGGUCAUCGUGGAGAGAGCCAAAUAAUCGAAGAAGCUGAAGACAGCGCAAUGGGACGACACGGGGAAGAUGACGAGCUGUACGAGCCAGGCGGAAUGCUGGGUGAAUCGACAUGGGAAACGUCCCCAGCGAAAGGAGUUACUCGGGAAAACAGUGCAGCCAAUACUGAUGAUCCCGAAGCAGGAGUAUUGGGCCUGAUUUAUCAGCUCCAACAGACACAGCGUCCUCGGCGAGGUGGCGGUAUGGUUUGA